UCUUUCUUAUUGCAACUCUCUCUCUCCUCUCUCUCUCUCUCUCUCUCUCUCUCUCUCUCUCUCUCUCUCUCUCUCUCUCUCAUCUCAUAUAUAUCUCAAGAAAGAAUUGAAAGUACAAUCAAGAAGCAUUGAAAGUUGCUAAUUUGGAAAGAAAACCAUGAUGCACCUUAAGGAAACUGAGUUAUGCCUCGGCUUGCCCGGAGGCGGUGAGCCGGAUACUUUAAAGGUCACCGGAAAACGUGGGUACUCGGAGACUGUUGAUCUUAUGCUCAAUCUUCAAACAAAUGAUCAGUCCUCUUCUUCAACUGAUCUCAAGGAUAAGAAGUUGCAGAAUUCAGCUAGCAACAACAAAGAUUUGAUCAAACCACCAGCCAAGGCACAGGUGGUAGGAUGGCCACCAGUGCGAAACUACCGCAAGAAUGUGAUGGCUCAGAAGAGCACCACUGAGGAAACUGAGAAGGUGGUGGCAGCCACCGCUGGUAGCGGCAGCACGGCGGCGUUUGUGAAGGUUUCCAUGGAUGGAGCACCCUAUCUUCGCAAGGUGGACCUCAAAUUGUAUGAGAGUUAUCAACAACUAUCUGAUGCUUUGGCCAAGAUGUUUAGUUCCUUCACAAUGGGAGAUUAUGGAUCCCAAGGGAUGAUAGAUUUCAUGAAUGAGAGCAAACUGAUGGAUCUACUGAACAGUUCUGAGUAUGUUCCAAGCUAUGAAGAUAAAGAUGGUGACUGGAUGCUUGUCGGUGAUGUCCCAUGGCAAAUGUUUGUUGAUUCAUGCAAGCGACUUCGAAUCAUGAAGGGAUCGGAUGCAAUCGGACUCGCACCGAGAGCGAUGGAGAAGUGCAAGAACAGGUGCUAAACUCAUAUCUAAAGCUGCAAACCCUAAUAUUGAUUCAAGUUCAUGCAUGGCAACUUCAGUUAUAUCAAAAGCAUGGAUGGAUCAAGCUGUUAAUGUUUGAAUGUGUUUGGAUUUGUUUUUGUUUUUUGUUUAUUCUAAGUAAAAAAAAAACUUUAAGUUUAAUAGUAUAUAGAAUUUGUGAAAAGGUGAUUUGGGACAUUUGUAAUGGACAAAAACAAUGAAUCUCGUACUGGGUUGCCUCACAAAACAUAUAUCUGGAGUGUUUAAAUUGUUGUUCAUGUUUUCAUAAGUUGUUGUUUAUGUUGUCAUAAAUUGUGUUACAUGUUUUCGUAAAUUAUCGUUCAUGUUGUCAUGAA
Helianthus annuus (common sunflower) is the source of this 1209-nucleotide messenger RNA. Its product is annotated as auxin-responsive protein IAA14. Gene Ontology annotation, cellular component: nucleus. Gene Ontology annotation, biological process: regulation of DNA-templated transcription. The record is from RefSeq and is a predicted model, not a curated record. Gene Ontology annotation, molecular function: protein binding. Lineage: Eukaryota; Viridiplantae; Streptophyta; Magnoliopsida; Asterales; Asteraceae. The transcript has 5 exons. Bases 158 to 853 code for a protein of 231 amino acids.